Messenger RNA from Coregonus sp. 'balchen', 9196 nucleotides. The record is from the annotation of a GenBank genome assembly. Lineage: Eukaryota; Metazoa; Chordata; Actinopteri; Salmoniformes; Salmonidae.
UGCAGAGAAGGUUGGCAGGGUCCGUUCUGCGACGAGUGUAAGAAGUACCCCGCUUGUAAGCAUGGCACCUGCCAGCAGCCUUGGCAGUGUAACUGUAAGGAAGGCUGGGGAGGGCUCUUCUGUGACCAGGGUAAGAACACAUCUUCAUCAUCAUCAUCAUCAUCAUCACCAUCGUAGUUGCACAGAGAAAGGGCAAUCUGACUGAAACGUAUCGGAAAAUAUGUGCAUUUAGUGAUAUUUUUUUUGAUUCAAAUACUGACCGUAAAAUAAUUGUGUUUCAGAUUAUUUUGUGCCCAAUACAUAUUAAAUGGUAAAUAAUGUAUUGUGUCAUUUUGGAGUCACUUUUUAUUGUAAAUAAGUGAGAAAGUUACAGAGGGUCAAAGAUCAUACCCCCAAGACAUGAUAACCUCCCCUGUUAUUGGUAAUGGUGAGAGGUUAGCAUAUCUUGGGGGUAUGUAAAAUAAUAUAAUUGCCCAAAUUCUUUGGAGCAUACAAUAUAACUCAGUAUUUAAAUGAUUUAUUUUUAUACAGUCAUUAUUGCUCAUCUUUAUCAAGGGUGUCAAUGAUUUAACAAUACACGUACAGUAUAUUACCUUAUAUUUGAACUUUAUUUGACCUUUGACCCCUCUGCUCCUCCUCCAUCUCAGACCUGAACUUCUGCACGCACCACCGGCCGUGUGAUAACGGGGCGACCUGUAUGAACACGGGUCAGGGCAGCUACACCUGUACCUGUCCCCCUGGGUUCACCGGGGUCAACUGUGAGCUGGAACUGCAGGAGUGUGACAGCAACCCCUGUAGGAACGGAGGACUCUGCACGGUGAGCAGUGGUUAGAUUGGCACGUUAGAAGGGACAACCCCUGUAGGAACGGAGGACUCUGCACGGUGAGCAGUGGUUAGAUUGGCACGUUAGAAGGGACAACCCCUGUAGGAAUGGAGGACUCUGCACGGUGAGCAGUGGUUAGAUUGGCACGUUAGAAGGGACAACCCCUGUAGGAACGGAGGACUCUGCACGGUGAGCAGUGGUUAGAUUGGCACGUUAGAAGGGACAACCCCUGUAGGAACGGAGGACUCUGCACGGUGAGCAGUGGUUAGAUUGGCACGUUAGAAGGGACAACCCCUGUAGGAACGGAGGACUCUGCACGGUGAGCAGUGGUUAGAUUGGCACGUUAGAAGGGACAACCCCUGUAGGAACGGAGGACUCUGCACGGUGAGUAGUGGUUAGAUAGACACGUUAGAAGGGACAACCCCUGUAGGAACGGAGGACUCUGCACGGUGAGCAGUGGUUAGAUUGGCACGUUAGAAGGGACAACCCCUGUAGGAACGGAGGACUCUGCACGGUGAGUAGAAUGUGCUAGAAGGCCCCCCACAAGUCACUCGAUGCCCAGUCUAGAAGGGACAGGAAGUGGCAACAUUGUCAGAACUGAUGAGCAGCUAGGUACACUAUAUAAACAAAAGUAUGUGGACACCUCUUCAAAUUACUAGAUUUGGCUAUUUCAGACACACCCGUUGCUGACAGGUGUAUAAAAAUCGUGCACAUAGCCAUGCAAUCUCCAUAGACAAACAGUUGGCAGUAGAAUGGCCUUACUGAAGAGCUCAGUGACUUUCAACUUGGCACCGUCAUCGGAUGCCACCUUUCCAACAAGUCAGUUCGUCAAAUUUCUGCCCUGCUAGAGCUGCCCCGGUCAACUGUAAGUGCUGUUAUUGUGAAGUGGAAACGUCUAGGAGCAACAACGGCUCAGCUGCAAAGUGGUAAGCCACACAAGCUCACAGAACGGGAUUGACGAGUGCUGAAGCACGUUGCACGUAAAAAUCAUCUGUCCUCGGUUGCAACACUCACUACAGAGUUUCAAACUGCCUCAUGAAGCAACGUCAGCACAAGAACUGUUCAUCGGGAGCUUCAUGAAAUGGGUUUCCAUGGACGAGCAGCCGCACACAAGCCUAAGAUCACCAAGCGCAAUGCCAAGCGUCGGCUGGAGUGGUGUGAAGCUUGCCGCCAUUGGACUCUGGAGCAGUGGCAAUGCGUUCUCUGGAGUGAUGAAUCACGCUUCACCAUCUGGCAGUCCGAUGGACGAAUCUGGGUUUGGCGGAUGCCAGGAGAAAUCUACCUGCCCCAAUGCAUAGUGCCAACUGUAAAGUUUGGUUGAAGAGGAAUAAUGGUCUGGGGCUUUUUUUCAUGGUCUGGGCUAGGCCCCUUAGUUCCAGUGAAGGGAAAUCUUAACGCUACAGCAUACAAUGUAAUUCUAGCCGAUUCUGUGCUCUCAACUUUGUGGCAACAGUUUGGGGAAGGCCCUUUCCUGUUUCAGCAUGACAAUGCCCCAGUGCACAAAGCAAGAUACAUACAGAAAUGGUUUGUCAAGAUCAGUGUGGAAGAACUGGCCUGCACAGAGCCCUGACCUCAACCCCAUCGAACACCUUUGGGACGAAUUGGAAUGCAGACUGCGAGGCAGGUCUAAUCACCCAACAUCAGUGGCCGACCGCACUAAUGCUCUUGUGGCUGAAUGGAAGCAAGUCCCUGCAGUAAUGUUCCAACAUCUAGUGUAAAGCCUUCCCAGAAGAGUGGAGGCUGUUAUAGCAGCAAAGGAGGGACCAACUCCAUUUUGAUGCUCAUUAAUUUGGAAUGAGAUGUUUAGAUGAGCAGGUGUCCACAUACUUUUGGUCAUGUAGUGUACUUAAGGGUAAUGGAUUAGAACUAUGCUGCCUGGACCACGGUAGUCACUAGAUAGCCAGCCUAGAAGGGACAAUAGCAGAAAUGUUGUCAGAACUGAUGUGAAAGGAAGGAAGGAUGCAUUUGAGAAAUUACUGUAAUCAAAACUGUCUUUGCCUGACCUUAGAUCUAAACUCUCUCCCCCUCUCUCUCUCUCUCCCUUUCUAGAACCUGGAUGUUGGCUACACGUGUUCGUGUCCGCAGGGCUUCGAGGGUUCCCACUGUGAACACAGCCUGCUGACCUGUGCCGACUCCCCCUGCUUCCACAGCGGACAGUGCCAUCAGAAGGACAACGGGCACAGCUACAUCUGCGAGUGUCCGCCCGGAUACACAGGACUCAACUGUGAGAAGAGAGUGGACAAGUGCACGUCUCUUCCCUGUGCCAACGGUACGCCACGGCUCCUUUCUCCUCUUCUUUUUCCCCCUCCCUCGGAGGAGAGCCACCUCUCCGCUCCGCUCCGCUCCACCCCCCCCCUCUUCCCUUUCCCUGAAUUCCUCUUGGACCGGCAGUCUGGAAGUGUUCUGGAACAACAGGAAUCUGUUUGGGAACUCUGCGUCUAUUGUGCUUGGAUGUAAACAUGUGACAGCUUCCAGUCCGACUUCCAGGAAUGUCACCCAACACUGUUCAUUCAGUCAAGCCUGUACUAGACUGAACUGAGGAUGGAGGAAAAUCAUGUGACAAAUCAUGUGAUAAAUAUCACAUCCACGUUGGCUAGUGUUUAAGGUUUUUUGGGGUCAGGGGGGACCUGCUUGUUGUGGUGCAUGGGUUUGUGAUAAAGGGAAAGGACAGAAUAAUUCAGACUUGAGAGUUCACGUCUGAUACAUUCGAUGGUUACUGAAGUGGUGAUGUAGUGUGAAGUGGUGAGGUAGUGUGAAGUAGGGAUGUAGUGUGAAGUAGGGAUUGUAGUGUGAUGUAGGGAUGUAGUGUGAAGUAGGGAUGUAGUGUGAAGUAGGGAUGUAGUGUGAAGUAGGGAUGUAGUGUGAAGUAGUGAUGUAGUGUGAAGUAGGGAUGUAGUGUGAAGUAGGGAUGUAGUGUGAAGUGGUGAUGUAGUGUGAUGUAGUGAUGUAGUGAUGUAGUGUGAAGUAGUGAUGUAGUGUGAAGUAGUGAUGUAGUGAUGUAGUGUGAAAAUUGGUCAUGUGUAAGCAAUAGCGAGAAUUCCACCUAGGCUGUCAGAGGAGAAGAUGAAGCCAUUACAAUAUUGCUUAAACAUCAAAUCCUCUCAGAUCUCCACAAGUGUCUAGAGGUAGGGGCUAGGGGUUGUUUCUGGACAGGGCCAAUUGUAUAUGUCUGCAUGCGUGUUCUCUCCCCCAAGACCAUAAUCCCUGAACCCCUGUGUGUCUCUCUCCAGGCGGUCUGUGUUUGAUCCACGGUGGCGUGCGUCUGUGUAGCUGUCGCUCUGGUUUCACCGGCCAGCGCUGUGAGAUCAACAUCAACGAGUGUGCCGGGAACCCCUGCACCAACGGAGGGACCUGCCUGGACCGCAUCAACGACUACACCUGCGCCUGCCCCCCGGGGUACACCGGCCGAAACUGUGACCGUGUCCUGGAUGAGUGCUCCAUGCGCCCCUGUCUUAACGGAGGGCUCUGCACGGGGAAACCCCCCGCCACCUGUAUCUGUCCCGCCGGCUUCACCGGAUCACGCUGCCAGUUCUUUGCUGUGACCCUGCCGGUGGGUGGGGAGAGGAUCAAAGGAGAGAGCCAAGAUGGAUUCCAGUGGGCGGCAGUUUCCCUGGCUGUAGGGCUGGUUGCGUUACUGGUGCUGCUAUGCAUGGUGGGACUGGCUCUAAGACACAUCCACAGGCAGACCGGCAGGGACAGGGGAGACGGGGAGACCAUGAACAACCUAUCAGACGCACAGAGGGAUAACCUAAUCCCCGCCUCCCAGCUGAAGAACACCAAUCAGAAGGUGGGACUGGAGGUGGACUGCGAAUCAGAGAAGUCAAACUUUAUCCAUAAGAACUAUCAAUUGGACUCGUACAGUAACGCAAAGCUGAAGGCUGAUACGUCGCAAGAGGAUAAAAUCCAAAGUCAUGUGAUCCAUGACAAGUGUUUAGAAGAGAAAAUACCGCUGAGUAGAAUGUACAGGUAAGAAAAAACACAUUUUUGUCUAAAUUAAGGUUUUCGAUGAGUUCCAUCUUGAUUCUGAAAUGUUAGACCACAUCUACAAACAUCCAGAUCUAGCGAACUGCUUUUGCCAUGACACAUCGAGACAUAGGCUACUAACAGCUCUUGAAAACAUUGCUAUACUUACAGCUCUAGGAAACGGUUUCAGUGUGUUUGUGUAGGGUGAAGGCCAUUCUAUGGGCUGUACAUCUUUUCAAAUCCCCCCCCCCCCCCCCACUCACUCACAAACAAAUGUAAUACCUAUAGACUUCACGUCUGUUCUUUUUAGAGUGAGAGGAGGAAAGGGGUCUCAUUCAUUUUGUCAGUCGCACUAGGCCUGGCCACAAUAGUUCAAACCCAACCACUACUCUCCCCCAUAUACAGUACAUAAAGACACGAAUGCCUCCAGGCGCACACACACACACACACACACACACCGUCUUGAUCCGAUCCCACACGGGACCUGAAGGAUCAACAGCCAAGUCCGACUCCCAACCAUAACCCCCAAUCCCCCGUGCACCCACUCCAAGCUUCUAGCCUGCUAAUGAUUUCAAAUGCUCUUUUAAUCUCAUAAACUCCUUUUUUUUUUUUUUUGUCCAAAGACUUUUAUUAAAAACAGACCACAACAGACAGGCUCCUUGGAAACACAAUACUGGUCUUAAUUUGCACACAGUUUACAUUUGACUGUUGCUGAGCCAUACUCCCAUCCCCUGUGUGUAUAUGGGUGAUUAUGCAGAAGUGGUGGAAAUUGGGGGUACUGCUCAGCACAAGUCUUAAAGCAUAUGUCAGGUAGACAUAUCUACUCCUCACACACUGAAACAUAGUGAGAAAUGGAAUCGGCAACGUGUUGAUUGAUUUAAUUACUUACGCAUCUAAUUAAUUAGGUUGUUAGAUGUUUAAAUUCUUUACCUACCUUUAUUUUGGCAAAAUAACAGGCAUUUCCGGGGACAACUGUCAAUCAUAGAGAUAAAUAGUCUCCUGAGUGGCGCAGUGGUCUAAGGCACUGCAUCGCAGUGUUAGCUGUGCCACUAGAGAUCCUGGUUCGAAUCCAGCCUCUGUCGUAGCCGGCCGUGACCGGGAGACCCAUGGGGCGGCGUUGUCCAGGGUAGGGGAGGGAAUGGCCGGCAGGGAUGUAGCUCAGUUGGUAGAGCAUGGCGUUUGCAACGCCAGGGUUGUGGGUUCGAUUCCCACGGGGGGCCAGUAUGAAAAAUAUAAUGUAUGAACUCACUAACUGUAAGUUGCUCUGGAUAAGAGCGUCUGCUAAAUGACUAAAAUGUAAUAAAUAGAGGACUCUAUAUGGAUAUAACUCGUUUUAGUAUAAACGUUGCCAUUGAUGGCUGCCACCAUUUAAAAGUAGCCAACUUGUUGGGAGCGAUCAGCCAAUGAUCAGAGAGCAUUGUCUUCUUCAAAUUGGGUUGCCUAUGGUUUGUAAACCAAAGACUAAGGUCAUAUCCAGGAGCCAAGACCAAGAUUUAUACCAGGACAUUGGUCCCAAGACCCUGACCCAGACCCAGUGAGUUGAGACCAUGACAAAUUAAAGACCAAAUGUAUGUGGUUUCAAGACCAAGACCACUGAUCCAGAGUCCAUUGUCCCUUGCUUCAAUUGUAAGAAAGUAAAGUAGAGUAGAGUAGAGAGAGUAGAUAAGUGAGUAGGUACAGUAGAGUAGAGUAGGUAGAGUAGAGUAGAGUAGUAGAGUAGGGUACGAGUGUAGAGUAGGGUAGAGAGUAGGGUAAGUAGAGUAGGGUAUAGUAGAGUAGGGUAGAGUAGAGUAGGUAGGGUGGUCUGAGUAGGGUAGGGUUAGUAGGUAGAGUAGGGUAGGAGUGUUAGUAGUAGAGUAAGUCAGGGAGGUAAGUAGGGUAGGUAGAUAGGGAGUAGAGGCAGAGAGAGUAGGUAGGUAGUGUAGUGGUAGAGUAGGUAGAGCGGGUACAGUAGAGUGGGAAGAGUAGAGCAGAGUAGUAGUAGGAGUAGAGUAGGAGUAGGGUACGUAGAGUAGGGUAUAGUAGAGUAGGUACAGUAGAGUAGAGUAGAGUAGAGUAGAGUAGGGUAGGUAGAUAGGUAGAGUAGAGUAGAGUAGAGUAGGGGUAGAGGUAGGGUAGGAGUAGGUACAGUAGAGUAGGGUUAAGUAGAGUAGAGUAGAGUAGAGUAGAGUAGAGUAGGGUUUAGUAGUAGAGUAGAGUAGGGUUAGAGUAGGGUACAGUAGAGUAGUAGGGUACAGUAGAGUAGAGUAGAGGUAAAGUAGGUGAGUAGAGUAGAGUUAGAGCAGAGUAGGGUAGAGUAGGUAGAGUAGGUACAGUAGAGUAGAGUAGGGUAGGUCGAAGUAGAGAGUAGGGUACAGUUAGAGUAGGGUACAGUAGAGUAGAGUAGAGUAGAGUAAGUGUGAGAGUAGAGUAGAGCAGAGUAGAGUAGAGUAGAGUAGGGUACAGUAGAGUAGGGUACAGUAGAGUAGGGUACAGUAGAGUAGAGUAGAGCAGAGUAGAGUAGAGUAGAGUAGUGGUAGAUGUAGAGUAGAGUAGAGUAGAGUAGAGUAGAGUAGAGUAGAGUAGAGUAGAGUAGUAGGUAGAGUAGAGUAGGAGUAGAGUAGAGUAGUAGGUAGUAAGUAGAGUAGGUAAGUAGAGUAGAGUAGAGUUAGAGUAGUGUAAGGAUAGAGUAGAGUAGAGUAGAGUUAGAAGUAGAGUAAGUAGUAGGGAGUAGAGUAGAGUAGAGUAGAGUAGAGUAGUGUAGAGCAGAGUAGAGUAGAGCAGAGUAGAGUAGAGUAGAGUAGGGUACAGUAGAGUAGGGUACAGUAUAGCACAUUAUAGACGUCUAUGUUUUGGCCAAAUAGAUGUCAAUGUUUGGGCUCUUGGAGGGCUGGAGCCCCCCUGCUGGCUAUGCAUCUCAAUACUCUACACUUUUUCCUGAAGUGUGCACUUGUCCACUACCCACAUGGUGGUCCUCUGUAACUCAGGUGGUAGAGCACAGUGCAUGAUAGCCUCAAUGGCAAAGUUCCAAAGAUGAGAUCUCUAUAUAUCACUAUGGUGUCAAUUGUUUCGGUUGUGACCAUUUCGGUUUGGACAAUUUUGACUUACUUUGGACUUUACAAAAUUCCCCAUAGAUAAUGUUUGGCUGGCUAUCUUUCAUUUGGACAUAUGUACAUCCCAGCAAACAUAUAUUUUAGUCCCAAAACCGUACUUUACAUAUUUCUUGAUAUAUUACAUGUUCGGUGUGACGCUUCUUAAAAAUAUAUGAAGACUUAUCAACUUGCUCACUCAUUUUCUCCAAAAAAUGUUUGCAGACAGACUACUCCCCUUGUGGCCACAGUGGAGAGGAUUGUGGUCACAUCACCUGGUGAUAUUUGUAGGGGUUCUGGCUUAAGGCAUAGUCUUUUAAAUUGUGUGUUUCGGUAGUGACAUCAAAAAGUGGGCCAGCAUUUUUCAGAGAAAGAUGUUUAAAAAAAAACAAAAAAAAAACGACUAAUUAGAUCAGUAUCUUUCAAUGUAAUAAUAGAAUAACUCAAGAUGUUCUAUUGAAUAAAAAAAAAUACAAAAUACAAAAAUCACGAGUUGCUUUAUUUUCAAAUAUGAAGUUUAGGAGUCAAGAGUUUGGGACGUGCCACCUCUCAAUAGAAAUCGUUGUGUAAACAAUUACUGUACUAUAUUAAUUUAACAAUAUGUUUGUUCCUGUCUGGGAUUGAAUUAGAACAGAUGAUGACGUUUACAUUUUAGUCAUUUAGCAGACUCUCUUAUCCAGAGCGACUUACCGUUAGUGAAUAGAUAUUUUUUUAUACUGGCCCCCCCGUGGGAAUCGAACCCACAACCCUGGCGUUGCAAACACCAUGCUCUAUCAACUGAGCUACAUCCCUGCCGGCCAUUCCCUUCCCUACCCUGGGCCAAUUGUGCGCCGCCCAUGAGUCUCCCGGUCGCGGCCAGCUGCGACAGAGCCUGGAUUCGAACCAGGAUCUCUAGUGGCACAGUUAGCACUGCGAAGCAGUGCCUUAGACCACUGCGCCACUCAGGAGACGUAAAUAUUUGUCCUAAAUUUGGAGACCAAUUUUUUUUUUUUUAUAUAUAUAUAUAUUUUAGAGUGUGAUAGCAAUUUACACCACUUCUGUAGAAUCACCCAUAGAUAUGUUUUCCCUCCCUAUACCUCCGUCUCCAGGGAACAUUCAUUUCCACACCCCCCCAUCAGUAGGCUACUCGAUACAUAGCCUAGUUUUACCAUAUGCUUCUACUUUGCGUCGUUAAGGUGGACUGACCGAGUGUGUGUGUUGAUUUGUGUGUUGCAGUGAAAAGGCGGCGUGUAGGAUAUCAACGAUAUGUUCCCCUCGAGACUCUCAGAUCUACCAGUCUGUCUUUGUUAUAGGAGAGGAGCGGAGGACGUGCGUCACAGCAACAGAGGUAACGAUAAAGAAA